AUGUGGACCAAAGGACUAACUUACUCGACUCCUGCGUUGCAGUCUUCUGCUGUGGCGCUGCUUGGCCGUGGAUGCUUGCGCGGAGUGCAUUCCCGCCGCAGCAUUCGUAUGUGGGACCGGGUACAGCCGUCGCUCUGGCAUCCUUUGGCGUCACUGGAGCAGUCGCUCAUGGACGUAGAAGUGAUGGCUCAACGAGUGUUCUCGCCUCGCUUCCCACCGUUUGCGCCGUUUGCGCCCGACACGUUGCCGAAACUACAUCAUGACGACAAAGAGUUUUUCAAGGACCUGCCAAUCAAGAGACCAGAAGAAGUGACGAAAGCGACGCUAAAAGCUGCGGCGCCAGAGUAUAGUGCGUCCGAGAAGAAGGGGGUCGACGCUGCCCUUGACACGAACGAGUCGUCAACUGGCGCCGAGGGCACUAUACCUCACCCGUCAUUCACGUCAUACUCGUACACGUACUCGACCGUGCUAGACCAUAGUGGUCACCGUAUCGGGACAUCUCGUCGACGUUACGAGGACUCGACGGGGCGUUUGAAGGCCACCCACGAGCGCGAGAUUGAUGGCAAGAAUUUAAAGACGGUGUGGCAGCGUUCCAAUACUCAAGACGAGGGCGGGCAUGAGACGGUCUGCUCAAGCGGUAGCCCGGACGAGUUUGAAAAGGAGUGGCUUGUGACACCAUUCGGCCGUGCCGAGGACGAGGAGCUGGCUAAGUGGAUGGAAGAACGAGAGCGUGGUGUGUACAAAGCUUUUGGCAUUGAGUACAAUUCCGAUGAACCGAAGCAAAAUGAGAUGACGAAUGAAGAGCGCAAAGUGGUGGAGGAAGUUGGCACAGAGCGAAAGGAGAAGAUUCAGGAAAUGUCGAAGCGGCAGGAAGAGGAGACGACUUCUCCGGAGUAUACGUCGUAA
Peronospora farinosa is the source of this 906-nucleotide messenger RNA. NCBI's taxonomy places the organism in Eukaryota, Oomycota, Peronosporomycetes, Peronosporales, Peronosporaceae. The record is from the annotation of a GenBank genome assembly.